Molecule: messenger RNA, 3596 nt
Organism: Glycine soja
Lineage: Eukaryota; Viridiplantae; Streptophyta; Magnoliopsida; Fabales; Fabaceae
Exons: 8
Coding region: 1050-3296 (748 amino acids)
Biological process (GO): actin crosslink formation
Cellular component (GO): actin filament
Molecular function (GO): actin filament binding; cytoskeletal adaptor activity
Source: RefSeq, a predicted model, not a curated record
UGUGGCUUAAUAGCUACGACCUCAUCAAAUGAUGGAUGUACUUACACUGUUUCAUUUCAAACGGACAGCCCCAGAAUCCCUGCGUGGCAGAAACCAAACCAAUACUAAAACCUAAGUACUGCCUUCUUAGUUGUUACGUACUACAUAGCCCCAAACUGAACAGAGCAAUGGUUUUUGAGGAUUCCUUAUCGCAAUCUGCUCCAUCAUCGGAGCUCUUCCGUAUCGCUUCUUCAUCUUCUUCUGCUGAAUCCCACUUUCGUGAACUCGAUGAUGCAUUCCUCCAGACUCAAACGAGAAAUUGGCUAGGAGAAGUAUUGCAGAUAAGACUAGAUGGGCAACUCAUUAUAUCAGAACUACUUGCUGAUGGAGAAUUGCUGUUUCAAGUAUCAAAAGUGGUGUGGAAAUUGCUUUUGGCAAAGCAUAUGGAGCUAAGGCAUAUUAAAGCAUACAAAAUCCAGUCAUUUGCUUCCAAGAAAAACAUCGCGAGAUACAGGCCUUAUUCUAAUGUUGAUUCAUUUCUGAAGGUAAAUUGUUUGAUUAUCAUGUCUUCUUUUUGACAAAUUAAGGGAAAAAUUGUUAUAUUUUCCUUCCAACUUAUAAGAGGAUAUAGUUAGAAUGCUUUUUGAAGUGAUUGAACAGAUCAGUGACACUUAUUACCAGAAUAUAGUUAAAUUACAUUUUCACUAAUUUUCUGAUACCAGCAAUUUUCGUUGAUAUUUAAUUUGAAUUUAAAGGCAUGCGGUUGCGUGGAAAAUGGUACUGGCUUUUGUAAUCUGAAUCCGAAUUGAAACGCAGUUCUGUGGAUGUUUUUUACUUAUGAAGUUCUGCUUAAUCAUUCUUUAGUUCUUCCUUUCCCUUUUUAAUGUGUUUGGAGUCGCUUAAUUAUGGUUGACUUAUGGUCUUCUCUAUGUUUAAUGUUCUGUACUAUUGUGUAAUUGAAUUGCAUCACCUUGAUGAUUUCUAAUUAUUGACCAUUAAGAUGCGAAAUAAUUAUUGACCAUUGGGUUCUUGGUUUAUCACAACUGUCAUGAGUGGCGCCGUACUCGGCCAUGGGAGGCGAUUUCCAGCCACCAUCGAAUAUGGAUUGUCCCAUCAAAAUUUGCAAAAUUUUGGGAUUGACUGGCGUUGACCUCUUCUCUCCAUCAGAUGUAGUUGAGAGAAGAAAUACUCGAAAAGUUUGCAUGUGUAUACGCUCAUUCUCCAAAAAAUCAAGAUCUAUGAAUAUAAAUGUUCCGGAUUUUGACAUUGUGAUCUGUAUGGUAGCCAUGCCCAAGGAUUUGGUUGGAUGCAGGCGUAGAAGCAUAGAGCUAUCGCACAACAUCCUUGCUGAUUCCUCUGGUAGCUAUUACUUACAAAAGCAUGCAAGAAGAAAAUCUAGACAGGGUUACCCCGUUACAGACUCCACCAAAGACUAUGAGACGUAUUCAGAUCAAUCUGUGGACACAGAAAACAAACAUCUAGUGCUUCAAUUUGAUGACUUGCAUACUGAUGACUUGUAUGAUUAUACAUCAGACAUAAACUACAACAUAGCGUCUCCAAUGGUUGAACGUGAUUAUUUGCCAGAAGAUUUACAUCAAUUGGACAUCCAAAACCAACAGAGAAACGGAAUUUUUAAUGAUGACUUUGAAUUGUUAUGUUCAAAGGAAUCCUUGCAAUAUCAUUGCUCUGAGGAUAUAAAGCAUGACUGUGAGCUGACUUGGUCAUCAUCAUCAUCAUCUCCUAGUGGGGACUUACAUACUGACCUUAUUGACAUGACAUCUCAUUUAGAUACUAAAAAGGAACAAGUCCAGGAAAGUAGGAGGAUUAUGGACUUGGAUUACUUUGAGAAUUUGUCGUUAAGCAGUAAUUCUUCUGUCAUUGUGACUCCUAAGAAUGACAAAACACCAGGUAAAAGAGAUGCUAGCUUGCUUACAAAAGAUAGAAAGGGCACUGAUCUGUUUCAUGAAGACAAUAGUACACCAAAUGUAUAUCAAAGUGCCAGCUCUCAUGGUUCAAAUCCAACUCCACAGACAGCUGAAAAUGGUAAAUUAUUUGAAAUUGGUGACGACAAGGAGGUUCUGCUAGUAGCUUGCGUGAACUGUUAUUCAAGGGAAGUGCUGAACUUGGGAGAUCAAGUCGAUGCAGAGAACAAUUUUAAAAAUAUUGAACCUUUCAAAGUGCACAAUGACAAGAAUGGUCAAUUGGACACGAUAAAAAAAGAACAUGAAUCUCAAGGCAUAGUAAAAUGUAAGGACAUGCCGUAUCAAAUCAUUUCUAGCACAGGAUAUUCUUAUUCUGUAAAGAAAUUUGAGGAAACUGAGCCUUUGUUAUAUUCACCUGAUUGUUACUUCUGCAAUACUAAUUCUCUGGAUACAGUUGUUCUUCAUAGCAAUGACACUAGCUCAACUUCACUGAAAAAAUUUCUGGCAUAUGAAGAGAGAGAUUCUCAACUUGAUUUGGAUAAUGCUAGUUGCUACCAAUCUCAGGAGUCACUGUCCUGUCAGUCUUAUUAUUUGCCCGAGUCUUGUAAAUGGGAUCAGAAAGGAAAAUGCGCUAUAACAUCAUAUAAAGAUGAGAAAAUUUCGCAUUUUUUGGAGGAUGGAUCACAUGAGGAAAUUACACCUUGUAAACAAAAAGCUCCUGAAGUCUUGAUGUCCACUGUUGUUAAGUUGGACACUGAUGGUGAAAAGCUAAACAUUGACUCUCUGGCUCUGGCCUCAAAUGCUCUAGCUGCUGAUGACUGUGAAAAAUGUUCCACUCUUGGUGAUGGUCCUAAUGAUUUCUUCAAAGGUGACACAAUUCAAGACAUUGGAGAACAAGGUCAGAGAGUGCUAGAUAUGUUAACCAAUGAAGUUGUAGUUCCUGCCAACUGUGAUGAUGAUAUAUCAAGUCCUGAAUCUUGCAUAAGCUCAAAACUUGAAUUGAAUGGUGAUCAUCAAGCAUGUCAAUAUGAAAAGGAUCCUGUUUAUCGUUCAGAACCCACUCGUGUGGUGCAUCUUAAAGAAGAAAUAAAAGCAGAAGAUGAGAGGGCGCACUUCUUAGAAAAUUUUGCUGGAACAGAAGAGGGAGAUAAAGAAAUAACAAAAGCAAAACCUCAAAAGAGGCUACUGCUAAGAUCAGUAUUGGGUGGUGCAGCUGCAGUUGGUUUGUUAUUCAUGAUUAUGCACCUAAGGAGGAAUGGCGGGGAAAAAGCUCCAGAACCAAGUAUGGCAUCUAGUCAUAAAGGCAAAGAGAAGAUUAAGAAAAAAUCUACUUGGAAAGUAAAGACAAGUACAACAAAAGGGGUUUAUCCAGCUGAAAGGAUCAAGUUAAAGUGAUUAGGAUUUGGGUCUCUUAUAUUCAAAUAAGAAUAAUAUUGAAAGAAAAAAAAAAGGUAAUAGUUUCAACUUUUGAACCUCGUUGGUUACACAUUCCAGUUAACUGAAGCGAUAUACAACAAAUGGACGAGAAUAUACAGAUAUGCUAUGUUUCCUACCACCACCAAACACGACACAAGAUGGCUAAUGUCCAAAAUAUAGGAUACUGGAACACUAUGUGUAUACAUGUAUACAUAAUCAAUAUUACAAGUGGUAACAAAUUGUAUCAUUUAAUUAAGUGAUUUAGGAUUUGAAUCCUAA